Molecule: messenger RNA, 2998 nt
Organism: Suricata suricatta (meerkat)
Lineage: Eukaryota; Metazoa; Chordata; Mammalia; Carnivora; Herpestidae
Gene: AAGAB
Product: alpha and gamma adaptin binding protein
Exons: 12
Coding region: 554-1444 (296 amino acids)
Source: RefSeq, a predicted model, not a curated record
UGAGAUCAAGAGUUGCUCCAUCAACUGAGCCAGCCAGGCGCCCUUAGUUCCAAUUUUUAAUGACCAUGAAACAAAGGGGCUUAGAAGUUGGCAUCAAAAACGGCUGUCUCCAGAAGACCUGAAGUUCCCACAAGGUCAAGAAGGCACAGAGUAUUUGAACAGAGCCUCACUCUUCCACCCGACAUACCUGCUGGUGACGGUAGAUGCCACACACUCCAGGAGGGACUGGCACAUUGGCGCUGUCAAAGACCAGUUUACUUCCAGAUUUGCUGCUGUAAAGAUGAGCCAGUUCAGGCUCUGGACCCAGCACGGGGGUGCCUAACAUAUCCGCCACGGCCAAGUCAUCUCUGUGGAGGAAGCCGCUGACAAUGUAGGCCUCUUUUCCUCGGAUGAGAUUUUUUAUUCUUUUGAUCGCCUUGGGACUGUACAUCAGCAAGAGAGUACAAGAAAGAGUUGGGAAGUCCAUCCUCCAUUUUCCAAAACAACUAUCUCUUCUGGAUGUUGUAAAUCUUUUGCCUCGUGCUGGACAUGUCAGAUCUGAAGUGAAGCUUCAAUGGGAGAUAUCCUUGGAGCAGAAGAUCUUCCCGUGGCAGCAACUGCUGAUGAUGCCGAGGAUGCCGUGAGGUUUUACCCCUGGACCAUCGAUAACAAAUACUAUUCGGCAGAGAUCAGCCUGUGUGUGGUGCCCAACAAAGGCCUCGUCACUGCCGAGAUCGCGGAGUCUGUGCAAGCGUUGGUGGUUUACUUUGACAGCACCCAAAAAUCUGGUCUUGAUAGUGUUUCCUCAUGGCUUCCACUGGCAGAAGCAUGGUUACCUGAGGUCAUGAUCUUGGUCUGUGACAGAGUGUGUGAACAUGGUGUAGACCGACAGAAAGCUCAAGAAUGGUGUAUCAAACAUGGCUUCGAACUGGUGGAGCUCAGUCCGGAAGAGUUGCCGGAGGAGGAUGAUGACUUCCCGGAAUCCACAGGAGUAAAGCGAAUCAUUCAAGCCUUGAAUGCAAACGUCUGGUCCAAUGUGGUGAUGAAGAAUGAUAGGAACCCAGGCUUUAGCCUUCUCAGCUCCCUGGCCGGAGCAAACCGUAGCAUGGGGUCAGCAGAGACGUGCCACUCAGAGCAGCCCCGUUUGCCAGCAGCAGCUAGGACUGAAUCUCUGUUGGAUCGUCGGGGCGCUGCAUCGAACACAGCAGACGCCCAGGCUGAUAGCAUCGUGGAUCCCAUGUUAGACCUGGAUAUUCAAGAACUGGCCAGUCUUACUACUGGCGGAGGAGAUUUGGAGAAUUUUGAAAGACUACUUUCAAAGUUAAAGGAAAUGAAAGACAAGGCUGCGACGCUUCCCCACGAGCAAAGAAAGUUGCAUGCAGAAAAGGUGGCCAAAGCCUUCUGGAUGGCAAUUGGGGGAGACAGAGACGAAAUUGAAGGCCUCUCAUCUGACGAAGAGCACUGAGCCUUUGGCGCGAGGCUCUCCUGCCAGCCUGCCCUGCCCCGCCCCGUUCUGCCGAGCUUCCCGCGUCGUGUUGGCCACCUGACUUAGUUCUAGGGUCCGCUUGAUUUUAGUUGUUGGUAGGGGAGAGUAGGGGUGUCCUCUCUCCGUAGAUUUUAAGGGAGUGAGGAGUAUCAUGACAGCAAGGGGUGAGAGUGUUUCAAAUACGCUUUUUCCAGGAACGGGAGUGAGGUGAGGCCCCAGGGCCUGUGGGAUUUGCCUGGUUGGAGGAGGAGGCCACCACGCCCUUCCCAGGUCACCUUUCCCGUGGUGCCCUCUGUGGCCACACUCAAUCCCUGCAGGUCAGGAGCUCGUGCCACUUUUCCUCGAGCUUCUGGAUUUUCUGCUUCCCGGAGCUUCCUGCCCCGACCUGUGUUGCUUUGGGCGGGAGGCGAGGCAGCCACCGCAGGCCGUUUGGGCCAUCGUGUGAGAGGCGCCGGAGGCCGGGGCCCUCAGGUCGGUCUGGAGCUGGAAACUGCUGCUGGGCGUCUCAUGGGUAAUACCGGGUGCUCGGCGCUAGAAGCUGAGGAAGGACCGGGUGAAUUCUUAGACGUAACAGAUGAGGCGAAGCAAGCCCAUCUCCAAAGUUGCUUUGGUGGGCUGGGGGUGGGGGGAGCGGUGCGUGGAGUGGGGGUGAUGAGAGACAGAGAGAGAGACUUCAGGGAUUCCGGAUCCGGGCCGCGAAGCAGUAGGCGGCUGUGCGCGGAGCUUUCGCUCGGGCAACCGUGAAGGAGCUCUUCUUCCCGCGCUCUGGAGAUGUCAGAGCUGUGCGCUCACACCUCCUACCCUCAAACAGGGCGGUUCCCCUCUCGCGCUCCGGGAGCCCAACAGGUCACUGCCAGGAUAGUAACGCCGAGGGCUGGGCGGGGCGGGAAGGGACGCGAACACCGGAGUACCUGGCGCCGCUGAGCAGGGUCAGCCCUAAGGGCCCUGCUCCCCAAAGAGAGCGUCUCCAAAAGAAGAGUGGGGAGUGCAGCAAAUAUUCCAGUUCUGGCCUUGUAGACGCUUGGUCGUGCGUGCCACUCACCUUCGCUGCGGGGUCCCGGCCGCGGCUCUGGCCUCCUGCGGACCGUGAGCUGCGUCGCUCUCCGGCAGGAAGGCGCUCCAGACGCCUCUGCGCGCUCACGCGAUGCCGCAGCCCGCGUGGGUGCUCCGGUUCUGGGCUUCGGUGGCUUCGGUGGUGGGAGCGGUCAGGGAAGAGCCAUCGGCGGCAGCACUGGCAGUUGUCUUGCUCGGUGACUUGUUUUUCCUCCUCCUCCUUUUUUAAACUAUUCCGAAGGCCUUUGAGACUCUAGUUGAUCACUAUUCCAUCAUUGUUUUUGAUGUGACUGCAUUAGGGACGGGAAGGUGGCUCUGGGGUUGCACAACGAAAGGCAGAAUGGUUUUCUUACAACUUGGAAGGUUCCAGAAAAUACAUCAGGUCACAUGGUUAGGAAAGGCAGACUCGAAAAAGCUAUGAAUGUGAUUUUGUGGAUUCAACAAAGCCAGGUGAUUAAAGUAUCAUUUAUUUAUAAAGUC